AUGUCUCUCUGGCCCGCGUCGUCUGGCGAAGAUCAGGGACCUCGGGAUAGCGCCCCAGCCUCGUCGCGGCCGAGAGUUCUCUGCGUAGAGCGCGGCGGGCGCAGAGCAACCGACACCAACAACAAGCUCGGCUUGGGCGACGGCCGCGGCCGCUCCGACCCCGCUCGUCCCUCCUUCAGCUCCAAGAUUCCUGCUACUACAGCCUUCCGCGGAGAAGGAGCAGCAACAGCGGUGGCGCGCCAUGGAUCGCCUAGGUGCGACGACGCCGGCAUCAGGGGAGUUGUCCAGGAGCAGCCGUCAGUCGUGGCGGGCUCUCUCAACGCGUUUCUCAACAGCGCGUACGCGGGCGGGCCCGCCACGGGAGAAGCUGCAGGCGGCGGCGGCGGCGGGGGUUCUGUGCGAGCACCUUCUGUUGGUGUCGGCGGGGGCGGUGGCGGCGGCGGCGGCGGGUCUGUUUUCGGCGGUGUGGGCGGAGGCCCGUUACGGCAGCUCAUCGAGACCAAGGAGAGAGAGCUGCACGAGAUUCAUGACUUCAGGCUGAGGUCUCUGGAAGGCCUUCUGGAGGAACGCGAAGCGACUCUGGCGGAUUCGUUCGCGAGGUACGACAAAUUGAAGGAGGACUUCAAGUUCAACUUGGGUCUGAUCGAGGACCGCGAUGUUGAGCUGGGGCGGUACGAGGCCGCCUUGCAAGGAUUGAAGGAGAGCCUGCGAGAUAAGGAAGUUGAGGCUAGCGAGGUGAAGAUGAGACUGGAUGAAGCGUUGUGCGUGAACAGGCAGGCUGCGGCUAGGGAGAACGAGCAGCAGGGCUACUGGCAGGCAAAGUGCAAGGCGUUGCGAGACGAGAUGGACGGGCUGAGAUGGGCUCGCGAAGAGGAGUCGAGGGCAAGCAGAGAGAGAGCGGAGGCGCAGAGAGCGGCCUUGACGCGAGAGGGCGAGCUAACCCUUCAGCUGAGGGAGGUUGAGUCGCGGUGUGCGGACCAGGCUCGGCGGCGGGAGAGGGCCGAGCGAGAGGCGGCGGAGCUCAAGGAAAGUUCCAAGAAAUUUCGCCAGGCCUUGGAGGCGGAGGAGAAAGUCAGUCGGGGGUUGCGGUGGGAGCUCGAGGAUCGCCAGCAGAUCGCCGCCGCUGAGAACGAAGAAGCCGCAAGAAGAGCCGGGGAGUUGGAGAACGAGUACGAGGCCGCCGUGUGUUCCGGAGAGGAGAGGCUGAGGGAGGUCUUGGGGUCUCUGCACGCCGUCGAAAAGGCGUUCGUGCAGCACAAGGACAGACAAAGACUGGAGGAACAAGCGUUCCAGAGGAAGGAGGAAGACCUUCGGUCGGAGUUAGAGGCCUGCGGGUCGAGGGCGGCGGGGCUCGAGAAGGCUGUGUCGGAGGGGGGGGAGAGGGAGGCGGAGCUGAGAAAAGUCGUGCGGGCGGCGAGGGAGGAACAUAGCCGAGAAGCAUCCGUCCUCCGGAAGCAAACCGCCGACCGGGAGGCCGCGCUAAAGAAGGACAUCGACCAGGCGAAAGGGGCAGCGGCAGCUCUCAAGGACGCUAACCUUUCCCUCGAGGGAACGGUGGCCGGCCUGAAGGACAGGGAAGCUGUCCUGGAGAGGGACCUCCGGGAGCUAGGGGACGAGAGCGCCAGGAUGCUCGACGAGGUGGAGCGAUCGCUGGGCUCUGCGAGAGAGGAAGUCGGACACCUGCGAGGACAGCUGUCUGAGGCACGUCACCAGGCGGGAGCAACAGCGGCGGAGCUGGAGCAGGCCAAAGGAGACCUCGAGACCCUCAAAGAGACCUCCCGCUGCGACAAGCGCGAGCUGCAGGCAAGGGUGGACUCUUUGCAGGACGUGCUGGCGUCGGCCGCGAGGAGCACAUCCCACCUACCCAACGCGCAGUCGGCUGGAAAAGGCAGCCCGCUCUUCUCCGAAGAUCAGGGGGCCCCGUCCCCGUUGCUACCCCCCCCGCCUGACACCCGAGGGUCUUCUUCUUCUGCUGCUGGUGCUGCUGGUGCUGCUGGUGGCGGUGCUCUUGGAGUUGCUGCCACGGGCGUGAAGACGAUUGGAAGGGGCGCCGUGGAUGUGGAUGAGGGGGGGUUCGGCGUCUCCGCGGUGGCGGGCGGUAGUAGCCAAGGGGGGAGGGACCAGGGAAGAAUUGUCGGAGCUGAAGGGACGCGUGGAGCACGCAGAGGGGCCAGCGGUCAUGGAGCUGGAAGAGGAAGUGUCCCGAUUGCAGGGCCGGCGGCGGGGGCCGGGGGGGGGUCUUCGGGAGGGCGGAGGAGCGAACAGACGGAGGGGCAGCGCGCCGCCGCCGCGCGACUGAGGGCUUGGCAGGAGAGGCGGAGGAGGGAGGCUGGGACGGAGGCAGGGGGAAGAAGAAGAGAGCAGCAGCAGCUUGAACAGGCACCGCGAAGAGUCAGGAACUACAACGUCCGAGAAGACUAAUCUUAGUGUGUAGUGCGGGGCGUUUUUGAUUCACAGGAGGUGUAGUUGUCUUUUGCGGCUUGGAAGGUGAUUAGCUGAAUAAGUAUGUACGUGGCGUUUUUGAUUCGCCGCAGAUGCAGUUGUCUCUUUGUGGCUUGGAGGGUCAUUGGCUUUAGCCCCCCCCGACGAUCUGUGGUUCGGAGACUAUUAAUAAUAAACUGUUGGAUUUUCCCCGCGGCAUGUAGCCCAUUUUACGCAGAUUCCUAAAGAUGCAUUUUUUUGCGCUUCCGAUGAGUGGAGUCGAAGUGGUGGAAGUAUUUGUUAAUUUGUGUUCCGAAAAUCUAAUAUUUCGCGUCAGUAAUCUGUGGAAAAUUACCCCGUGUGUCAGCGAUAUGUUUUAUGGCGCCGAUGGUGCCAAGACCAAGGUGUGUGUACUGCACGCAGGAUCAUUUUUUCUAUUGUUAUUAAAACAGCCAGUAUUAUUCUUGUAUUUCUCUUGCGUUUUUUGUUGUUUUUCGUUUCGUGGCUUCAGUAUAUAUAACUCUUGCACGCCGACAGCCAGUCUUAAGUCUUGUUUUCUCUUGUAUUUUUUUUUUUCGUUUCGUGGCUUCAGUAUAUAACUCUUGCACGCCGG
Ectocarpus siliculosus is the source of this 3034-nucleotide messenger RNA. NCBI's taxonomy places the organism in Eukaryota, Phaeophyceae, Ectocarpales, Ectocarpaceae. The record is from the annotation of a GenBank genome assembly.